AUGGCAGAAGCGGUCGGUCUUGCUUCCGGGGUUUUGACCUUGGUAACCUUCGCUUUUAAAUCGAGUACAGUUCUUUUCAAAACGGUCCGCAAUUUCAAAGCCCAGGAUGCUAAUGCGCGCGCACUCAAAAGUGAGCUGAGUGAUCUAACUGGAGUUCUGCAAUCUCUCCUGGAAACGGUUACAAAUUACCCUGACAUUAAAUUCGACUCGCUUGAAUUGCCUCUCCUACGUUGUGGAAAGACUUGUGAAGAGUAUCAUAAGCUCAUUACUCGUUGUACAAAACAUUCUGAUGGAACUCGGCCAAGCGUACGGGACUGGAUCGGUCAGCAGUACCUGAAAGGGGACAUCGUAGACUUCAAAGAGAUGCUUGCCGGAACAAUUACGGCUGUUACGCGUAAUGCCAUCGAAGAAUACAAGGAUAUGAUAGAUGAUACAACCUCCGACCUUCAGAAACACAUGCAGCGGCUGGAUGAGAGAGUGCAGAGCUUGACCGCGCCUGAUACCGACACUGUCGAGUCUGAUAGCGCUGAUUGGCUUGCUCUCUUUGAGGAGAAAGAAAGUACUCGAAAAGGCCUCCAGAUCUGCGUCGAGUUGUCUGAACAUAUUGAAUCACUUGGAUCCACAACGAAAGAAAGUCAGCAGUUCUCCCAGCAGCCUACAGCAGAUAAAUAUAUCAGGAGUAGUCUGAGUUCCGCUAAGAGCUCUAUCAGUUUGUUGGAGGCACGUCUUAAAAGCCACGGGAGCAAGAUUGAUGAAAGGAUGGACGCUAUGAAAGUUAAACAGAAUCUAUCCGAAGACGACAUCAUACAACUGGCACAACUACAGGAAACGAAGGAAAGCAUCCGUCAGUGUAUGAACGUGGUUGCCGAUGCUGGCGAGGACUUGGCUAAAGAACGAGUCAAUGUGUUUGAAGACAUAAGUAUGAGUGACAAUAGUUAUGGUAUUACAGUUUCAACUGUAAAGGACUUGGUUUUAGCAAGGAGAGUCAAUCUGCAGGGCCAAGCGCGUUACGUUGGUGGGCAAAUAGACCAGGCAAGCUAUAACGCAACCAUUAACGCACUGACAGACUUGGAUCGAGGAAGCGUUCAAUAUGGCGGGCGGGAUACACGAGUCUCUUCUGAAGAUGGAGCGUUUCUUGAUCGUCAUGGCCGUGGCGUUAAACUUGCAUGGAAUGACAUAUCUACAAAGCCGUCCGGAGCAAGCUCAUAG
Fusarium pseudograminearum CS3096 is the source of this 1209-nucleotide messenger RNA. RefSeq lists its product as uncharacterized. Lineage: Eukaryota; Fungi; Ascomycota; Sordariomycetes; Hypocreales; Nectriaceae. The transcript has 2 exons. The record is from RefSeq and is a predicted model, not a curated record. Bases 1 to 1209 code for a protein of 402 amino acids.